Molecule: messenger RNA, 4174 nt
Organism: Scomber scombrus (Atlantic mackerel)
Lineage: Eukaryota; Metazoa; Chordata; Actinopteri; Scombriformes; Scombridae
Gene: vrk3
Product: VRK serine/threonine kinase 3
Exons: 14
Coding region: 1272-2879 (535 amino acids)
Biological process (GO): peptidyl-serine phosphorylation; signal transduction
Cellular component (GO): nucleus; cytoplasm
Molecular function (GO): ATP binding; protein serine/threonine kinase activity
Source: RefSeq, a predicted model, not a curated record
ACAUCCUGAAUUGAAGAGGGUAGACUGUGAAGGUCAGUGAGGCUCUUUUAAACCAAUGUUGGGCAACUUUCACAAUUCUUUCUUCGUAUGUAUUAAGUCAGGCGUCUGUUCUUGACACAGCCAAAGCGUAAAACCCGCAACAACAACACAUACUUCUGCCUGAGGCUCACCAGCUAGCUGUAUUUCUACUCUGAGAAAAGUUCUCCUUCAGCAUUGACUAACUAACUCAGGUAAAGGUGUGUUUUUUCUCCACAACGGAUACUGACUCGUACUUUAAUCUCUCAGUGUUGUGGAGCUGGUUUUAAUGCUAUAGCUACGUUAAUAUGGUGUGAACGUGAUUUCCUGACGGUAGCUAACAUGUGAGGACCUGAUAAGAGGAGGGUUUUUUGGCAGAAACACACACGUAUUAAAUAUUUUCAUUAGUGCUGGCAUUGCCUUUCAUUCAUUCAUACAUGCUUUGACAGGUUCAGGGUAACAGUAACAGAGAUAAAUGUAGUUUAAGGUCUUACUGCGGUUGCCAUGGUUAUACUAGAAACAGACUGUGUCUCUAUGGCAACAGGUGUAAUAGCAUCAGCUGCCUAUGAUUAAAUACUUAGGUUGAUUUCUCCUAAACAACUGGCUUUGGAAAGUAGUUUGUAGAGAGGCGCAAACGAGGAUGAGACAGAUUUAUUGCCCGUGAACUGGAAGUAUUUAUGUAGAGAACUUGAGGAAAGGUGAAGGAAUACUUUGAUUUCAGUUAAAGACACCAUAGAAGUUUUAUAGAAAAGGCAGAAAUACAGCAUGGAGAAACUAAAAGAAUCAGUAUAAGUAAUAAGGACAGGAGUACGCACUAGGUAAAGUUUCCCAAAAUGUAAGCUGACCUCAAACUGGGGAAGUUUGAGUGUGGUCCCCAUCAUAAUUGGGUAAGAGGAAGAGGCCCUGGUGAGAUAUAUUGUCUGGAUGGCAGAUCACAGAUUUUCUCUAACCAGAACUAUUAUAGUGCCUUGUAGAAAAAAGGACUGUGAAGGAGUCAAGAGUUAAUCUAAAAUGCUUCAGAUGUUGAAGAGACGAGAAUAAAGAAUAAAAUGACAUCUUGUAAAAGUCAUAAUAAUCUUAAUAAAUAUAACGCACAGACUACAAUAUUUCCAAUUAUGAGAUAUUUAUCCAGCACUUUAUAAUAGAUGGUUUGUGUAAAUAUGUAUUUAUCAUGGAGUAGUCUGUGUGUUCAUCUUCGAGGACACUACAUGACAUUAAGGAUAGGUGUGUGAUAAUGUGUGUUUUCUCUUUACAGAAUGCCUUUCCAUUUUUGCCCCCAGUGUGGGACAAAGCUGCAGCCUGGUUUUAAAUUUUGUCCAUCAUGUGGGGAGAAGCUCCACUGUCCUGCUGAUGUACCUGUAGCUGUGGGGGCCACUGCUUCUCUAAACGUUUCACCCCUUAAAAGUGAUAAAGCAACAAUAUCAAUCGUUAAAACAAGUCUAGCUUCAAGCACAAGUUGUGAGCCUACAGAAAGUUCAAUUUCUCCUCGUCCUGUAAUUCGAAAGACCCGCAACACCCUCCGCCUGGACAGGGAGGCCACUCCACCUGCCAGUAAUUUCACUAAUCUUGUUAGAAAUGACAGGAUUGAAGAUAACAGCAUUGGAGUCCAGACAUCUCCACUAAAGCAGCACACAGUCACUUUCAAUCUUGACACACAGGUGGAGCCAAAAUUAGAGUCUUCUCCUGCAGGGAAAUCCCCUCGAUCUGUCAGAGGAAAGGCAAACCUCUCCCCGCGUGCUGUGAGGCAGGUGGAAAAAAGAAAGAGACCAAGUGAACGAACAAGUGGUAAACAAGAGGAAUCAACAGUAGACGGCUCUCUUGUGGCCAUCACUGCCCUCGUUUCAUCACCAAACGCCAAGUCUCCUUCAAAAGGAAAAGGCAAAGCCAAGAAGGCAAAACAUGCGCCUGCUGUGGAGCCGCUACAGGAGGGUGAGGAGGUGACCGACACGACGGGCAAGAAGUGGAAACUGGUGAAACUGCUCAGUCAGAGCACGACAGAGCUCAUCUACGAAGUUGUACAAACAGCGUCACGGGCCAAUUCCAAGGAGUCAAACCACAUCCUCAAACUGGGAGCUAAAGAUGGAAGAAUCUUCAAUGAGCAGAACUUUCUGCAGAGAGCAGCUAAGCCUGCAUCUGUGGACAAGUGGAUCAAACAAAACAAGAUGGAUUUUCUCGGGAUUCCUUCCUGUGUCGGCUUUGGUCCUCAUGCAGAGUCUUACAGGUUCCUUAUUUUCCCCAGUAUAGGCCAGUCUCUCCAGUCUGUGAUGGAGGAGGGCAACCAGCUUCUGUCUGAGAAAGUUGUUCUUCAGCUCGCCUGCAGAAUAUUAGAUGUGAUGCAGUACAUCCAUUUAAACGAGUAUGUUCAUGCUGAUAUUAGUGCAGAAAACAUCUACAUCACAGCAGGACAGCAGUCACAGGUAUACCUUGUAGGAUACUGCUAUGCCUUCAGGUACUGUCCAGGAGGCCAGCAUGUAGAGUACCGUGAAGCCAGCAGAACAGCCCACGAGGGCACCGUGGAGUUCAUCAGCCUGGACGCUCAUAAGGGAGCAGCUCCGUCUCGACGCAGUGACCUGCAGUCUCUGGGUUACUGCAUGCUGUGUUGGCACACAGGGACGCUGCCGUGGUCCGCCCUCACUGAGCCGGACCAGGUAGCCACUCAGAAAGAGAGGUACAUGGAGGAUGUUCCUGCACUGUUAAGUCAGUGCUUUGGAAAGAAGAAAGUUUCCAGUGCAUUUAAAACCUACCUGACUGCAGUGAUGGCUCUGCAGUACUCUGAGGAGCCCGACUACUCAGCGCUGAAGGCCGGGCUCAGUGCAGCUCUGCAGCAGCUGGGCGGGUCGCUGGAGCAGCCGCUCAGCUUUUAAGUGGGGACACACAGCUCUGCAACAUCUGUGCGCACACACCUGUGUAUCUCUGGUCCACUACAGAUUCAGUAUUAGAUUUUUACCUUUUUUUUGGGAGAAUGUACUUUGCUGAAUGAAAUUGAUGAAGUGUGAAGUGUCUCUCAUUUGUAACGUGACACUCUUAAAACGUAUUUUCAUCUUUUAAUGUCUUGUUUACAGCUGAUGCAGCUCCUCUUAUACAUUGAACACUGAUUUUUAUUGUACCAUUUCUGAUUAGAGCACCACAGGACUAAACUUAGAUAAUCCUCUGUGAAUUUUAUGUCUGCCAUGAUUCCUGGUAGAACUCCAUUGAUUAAUUGACUGACAGAAAAUUGACCAGCAACUAUUUUGAUAAUCAUUUUAGUAAAUUUUUCAAGAAAAUAUGCCAAAACAUUUACCGUUUUCAGCUUCUUAAAAUUGUUGAUUUAUUGCUUUUCUUUGUCAUUCAUUGUAGCAAACUGAUUAGCUUUGACCUCUGCUCAGUCAAAACGAGACAUUUAAAGACGUCACCUUUGACUCCCUGAAAUUAUAACUAUUUCCUGACAUUAGAUAGAUAAGGCGAUAAAUCAACAAAAUAAACUAUAAUGAAAAUGACUAUGUGACUAAAUGACUGAAAAUAACAACAUUUUCGCUCAAGAAACAUUGAUUAUAAUCAGACGAAUAGGAAAUAUGAAAGCUAAACUUAAAACUCAGUUUCUGCAUUAAUAUUUUGGAAGUUUAACUCAUUCAGUGAUGAUAAUAUAACUGCCUACUUUAUUUUAACAGAAAUUGAACAGGAAAAUUGCAAGAUGGACUGUGAUUAUUGACUUGUUUUAUCAUGUUGUGUUUGAGGUUUGUUUGUUUUUUGCACUAUAAGCAGGUUGACGUUAAGUUCAGUAUGUGCUGAUGACACUCAUCAGGUUCGAGGGGUUUGAUUGGAUCGUCGUUUUGAGUGUUCACGGUGUCGUACAUUUCUCAGAUAAAAUGUGCUGCAGUUUGAAUGGGAGAGUGAUGCAAAUUCUCAAUUUUUGAUGCAGAUAUUGGGUGUUACUUUGUUAGUUAAAAAUGUGUCACUCCACAAUUCGUCUUGCUUUAGGUAUUUUAACUAGUUGAUUGUAAUUUUUACACAUUGCUUAACAUGUAGCUGUGGUUCAUUUACCUAUAUUAAAUGGCUAUUUUCUUUUAGUUUUUAAACAGUGCCUUAGUGUCCUUUGACAUCACUUCACAACAUUUAAUUUGUUUAUGCUCGUAAGAAAACAUUUUAAAUUUAAAGAGUGGAAAUAAAUAUCUUCAUGCUG